AUGGCUAUUCAAACGACAACCGGGCUCACUGCCCGCCUUCUCAAGCGCUCAAGCUUCCCCGCUUCACACCAGUGGCGGAGACAGUUCAGCGCCGCUCGACCGACAUUUAAGGAGAUUCAGGAUGCAUACAUUAUAAGCGCGUCCCGUACACCUACGGCAAAGUUCAACGGCUCGUUCGCCUCAGUAUCCGCCCCCCAGCUCGGCGCCGUCGCCAUCAAGUCCGCUGUCGAAAAGUCCAGCAUCCCCGUCGAGAAAGUCACAGAUGUGUACAUGGGCAAUGUACUCCAAGGCUCAGUCGGGCAGGCUCCGGCUCGCCAGGCCUCUAUCUUUGCCGGAUUGUCGCCAAACGUCGAAGCGGUGACCAUCAACAAGGUUUGCGCGUCCGGUCUCAAGGCCGUUGCGCUUGCAGCACAGAACAUCCAACUCGGUCUUGCCGAAGCCCAAAUUGCCGGAGGAAUGGAGAACAUGACACGGGUGCCAUACUACCUCCCCCGCUCUAGCCAGCUCCCUCCUUUUGGAGAGAUCAAGUUGGAGGACGGACUUAUCAAGGAUGGUCUCUGGGAUGUCUACAACCAGUUCCAUAUGGGCAUCUGCGCUGAGACCACGGCGAAGAAGUUUGAGGUUUCGCGAGAGGCUCAGGAUGCGUAUGCUAUCAGCUCGUACGAGCGUGCGCAGAAAGCUUGGAACGAGAACAAGUUUGCAGAUGAGAUUACGCCUGUGACUGUUAAGACCAAGAAGGGCGAGACAGUGGUCGAGCGUGAUGAGGGUUAUGAGAAUCUACGUGCUGAUAAGAUGAAGACUCUCAAGCCCGCGUUCUUGAGAGACGGCACUGGCACUGUGACUGCUGGCAAUGCCUCGACCAUGAACGACGGCGCCUCCGCUCUGGUGCUGGCUAACAGGGAUCUUGCCCGCGAGUUUGGUGCUGGAAAGCGUGCUCUGGCUCGCAUUGUUUCUUCUGCUGAUGCUGCCGUUGAUCCGGUUGACUUCCCAGUCGCCCCGGCCAAGGCUGUUCCCAUCGCCCUUGAGCGGGCCGGUAUCACCAAGGAUCAGGUUGCCGUUUGGGAGUUCAACGAGGCGUUUGCCGCUGUUAUUGAGGCCAACAAGAAGAUUCUUGGUCUCGAGAACGCAACCGUCAACGCCCUUGGAGGUGCCAUUUCUCUCGGCCAUGCUCUUGGUAGCUCAGGUUCUCGUAUUCUUACGACUCUGUUGCACCAGCUGCAACCCGGCGAGUAUGGAGUUGCUGCUAUUUGCAACGGCGGUGGAGCUGCGACUGCGCUUGUUGUGCAGAAAUUGGACCGUGUGGAUUAA
Messenger RNA from Aspergillus puulaauensis, 1308 nucleotides. Its product is annotated as thiolase family protein. Gene Ontology annotation, molecular function: acetyl-CoA C-acetyltransferase activity. The coding region runs from base 1 to 1308 and encodes 435 amino acids. The transcript is spliced from 3 exons. The record is from RefSeq and is a predicted model, not a curated record. NCBI's taxonomy places the organism in Eukaryota, Fungi, Ascomycota, Eurotiomycetes, Eurotiales, Aspergillaceae. Gene Ontology annotation, biological process: fatty acid beta-oxidation.